Messenger RNA from Fonsecaea erecta, 477 nucleotides. RefSeq lists its product as hypothetical. Bases 1 to 477 code for a protein of 158 amino acids. Lineage: Eukaryota; Fungi; Ascomycota; Eurotiomycetes; Chaetothyriales; Herpotrichiellaceae. The transcript has a single exon. The record is from RefSeq and is a predicted model, not a curated record.
AUGUUCAUCCGCACUUCGGCAUUCGAGUUUCAUUCGAUAUUCUACGAGCUUCGAGUGAACCCUCCAAGCAUCCGGACAACCAUGAUGACAACCAUCAUAGCCACCAAGCACACGCUCGAGUGGGCGAUCUGCUCAAUGUUCAAAGCCUUGCUGAAGAUCAACAUUGCUGACGCGUGGCCCAAAAAUAGAAAAGUUCACGCUUCUUUGGGACAACAAGUUGAAGGCAUAUCGAAACUAGGUCUAUCGUCUCAGAGUGCAGAACAAGAUAUAUUCAGGGAUCGAAACUCAAGACCAAGACUGACAAUGUCAAUACCACCGUCUUCAUUUCCGAGUCACUCGUGUACGUUUCGAAUCGGGGAUGAACAGCUCGUCGAGCUUCUCGUACCACCGACCCGCCGUCUCGAGCCUGAUGCAUUGCUGGUACAGGUGGCGGAGGAAGAUGCUAUAUUGCGGCAGGAGAGGGAAGGAGGCAUUUGA